AUGAAAGGACUGAAAGAGAAGGCCACCGUCGUCAUCACCAAGGACCCUAACCUCGGGGAGGCCCCUGCUGCACCUGUCCAAGAAGUUGCUCCUGAGCCUGUUAUUGAGGAAGUGAUUGAGGCCACCGAGGCGGAGGAGGCAGCCCAGCCCCCACCAGAGCCAGAACCAGAACCCGAGCCUGAGGUUGAGGUUGAGUUGGUGGCAGAGGAGGAAGAGGAAGAGGCUCCUGAGGUGAUAGAGGAGGACCCUGAGAUCCUGGAGGAGGAGCCUGAGGUCCUGGAGGAGGAGCCUGAGGUCCUGGAGGAGGAGCCAGAGAUCCUGGAGGAGGAGCCGGAGCCCGAGGAGGAGGAAGCAGCUCCAGUGGAGGAGGAAGUGGUUGAGGAAGCUGCAGAAGAAGAAGCCGUAGAAGAAGAGGCUGCCCCUGUCGAGGAGGAGACCGCUGAGGAAGCUGCACCUGUCGAGGAGGAAGUGAUCGAAGAAGAGGCUGCCCCCAUUGAGGAAGAGGCAGUAGAAGAAGAGGCAGCUCCAGUGGAGGAGGAAGUAAUUGAGGAGGCUGCUCCCGUUGAGGAAGAGGCAGUAGAAGAAGAGGCAGCUCCAGUAGUGGAGGAAGUGGUUGAGGAGGCUGCACCUGUAGAAGAAGAGGCAGCUCCAGUGGAGGAGGAAGUGGUCGAGGAGGCAGCAGCUGUAGAAGAAGAGGUAGAGGAAGAGGCAGCUCCAGUGGAGGAGGAAGUGGUUGAGGAGGCUGCAGCUGUAGAAGAAGAGGCAGUAGAAGAGGCAGUAGAGGAAGAGGCAGCUCCAGUGGAGGAGGAAGUGGUCGAGGAGGCUGCAGCUGUAGAAGAAGAGGCAGUCGAAGAGGCAGUAGAGGAAGAGGCAGCUCCAGUGGAGGAGGAAGUGGUCGAGGAGGCUGCAGCUGUAGAAGAAGAGGCAGUCGAAGAGGCAGUAGAGGAAGAGGCAGCUCCAGUGGAGGAGGAAGUGGUAGAGGAGGCUGCAGCUGUAGAAGAAGAGGCAGUAGAAGAAGAGGCAGCUCCAGUGGAGGAGGAAGUAGUUGAGGAGGCAGCAGCUGAAGAAGAAGAGGCCGUAGAAGAAGAGGCAGUAGAAGAAGAGGCAGCUCCAUUGGAGGAGGAAGUGGUUGAGGAAGCCACACCAGAGGUUGAAGAAGAGGCAGUAGCAGAAGAAGAGGAGGAGACACAGGAAGUAGUGGAAGAGGCAGAGGAGUCACAACAGGAAGCAGAAACAGACGUACAGUCAGAUGCAGAGUCGGAAGAAGGCCCAGAAGCCCCAGAGGAAGAGACUGAAGAAGAGGCAGUAGCAGAUGAGCCAGUGGAGGAGCAGACAGAAACGUAAAGUCUGUGUUCUGGUCGAGGAGCAAGUACCAGACCACCCCACUGAGUGUGUGCAGAACACGCCCCUCCCACCCCCACCUCACCCCACCACCAGAAAACGACAA
Molecule: messenger RNA, 1447 nt
Organism: Osmerus eperlanus (European smelt)
Lineage: Eukaryota; Metazoa; Chordata; Actinopteri; Osmeriformes; Osmeridae
Product: fibrous sheath CABYR-binding protein-like
Exons: 10
Coding region: 1-1344 (447 amino acids)
Source: RefSeq, a predicted model, not a curated record